This is a messenger RNA of Coffea eugenioides, 2736 nucleotides long. Its product is annotated as monosaccharide-sensing protein 2-like. Gene Ontology annotation, molecular function: myo-inositol:proton symporter activity. Bases 167 to 2341 code for a protein of 724 amino acids. NCBI's taxonomy places the organism in Eukaryota, Viridiplantae, Streptophyta, Magnoliopsida, Gentianales, Rubiaceae. The record is from RefSeq and is a predicted model, not a curated record. Gene Ontology annotation, cellular component: membrane. Gene Ontology annotation, biological process: transmembrane transport. The transcript has 6 exons.
AUCUCUGCAUGUAGUAUAAUACAAAAUCAACAUUACCAUCAGUACCUUUACAAUUCGCUGUUCUUGAGCCUAAGGUUCAAGUAAAAGCUGAAAAUAUUUGGAGUUCAAGAUAAUUGAAUCUGCAAAAAAGGUUCAACAGUUGGACAAAGGGUGGAAUUCGUUAAAAAUGAGGGGAGCUGUACUGGUAGCAAUUGCUGCCGUAGUUGGGAACUUUGUACAGGGAUGGGAUAAUGCAACAAUAGCAGGUUCUGUUCUUUACAUCAAAAGGGAAUUUAAUCUUCAAACUCAGCCAACGGUGGAGGGGCUAAUUGUUGCUAUGUCACUUAUUGGAGCCACAGUUAUAACAACAUUCUCUGGGUCUGUGGCAGAUUGGCUAGGACGGCGUCCAAUGCUAGUAAUUUCAUCUGUCCUGUAUUUCCUUGGCGGGUUGGUGAUGUUGUGGGCUCCAAAUGUAUAUGUCCUGCUUUUAGGAAGGCUAUUGGAUGGAUUUGGAGUUGGCCUCGCAGUUACACUUGUUCCUCUUUAUAUUUCUGAGACAGCCCCAACAGAAAUAAGAGGGCUAUUGAACACUCUUCCACAGUUUGCUGGUUCUGCAGGAAUGUUUUUGUCAUACUGCAUGGUCUUUGGAAUGUCAUUGCAAGAUUCUCCCAGUUGGAGGCUAAUGCUUGGGAUUCUUUCAAUCCCUUCUCUAGCAUAUUUUGCAUUGGCUGUUUUUUUCUUGCCUGAAUCUCCAAGGUGGCUUGUCAGUAAAGGGCAGAUGCAGGAGGCGAAAAAAGUGUUACAGAGACUACGUGGCAGGGAGGACGUGACAGGUGAAAUGGCUUUAUUGGUUGAAGGCCUGGGAGUUGGAGGUGAAACAUCCAUUGAGGAAUAUAUAAUUGGUCCUGACAAUGAACUUAACGACAACCAGGACCAUGAAGUUGAGAAGGACCAAAUCAAGUUGUAUGGAGCUCAAGAGGGUCUUUCCUGGAUUGCAAAACCUGUCAGGGGACAGAGUACUCUUGGUCUUUCCCGUCAUGGGAGUUUGGCAAAUCAGAAUGUGCCUCUUAUGGAUCCCAUGGUCACUCUAUUUGGCAGUGUUCAUGAAAAGCUGCCAGAAACAGGCAGUAUGCGAAGCAUGCUGUUUUCCAACUUUGGCAGCAUGUUAAGUGUGGCAGAGCAUCCGGGUAAAAAUGAAAAUUGGGAUGAGGAGGCACAAGACUAUGGUGAACAUCAUAUAUCUGAUGCUUCUGGUGCUGAAUCUGAUGACAACUUAAGGAGUCCAUUGCUCUCAAGACAGGGUACAAAUACAGACAAGGAUGCAGUCUCACGUGGAGCCAAUGCGAGCUUCAUGCACGGACAUGCUGGUGAAGAAGUUGGUAGCAUGGGUAUUGGUGGUGGUUGGCAGCUUGCAUAUAGGAAAGAUGAGAAAGCUGGAGGAGGACUCAAGAGAAUCUAUUUACGUGAGGAGGGUGUCCCUGGAUCACAACGUGGGUCCAUUUUAUCAUUACCAGGUGCAGAUGUUCCUGUAGAUGGUGAAUGUAUACAUGCUGCUGCUCUUGUGAGCCAAUCUGUUCUCCGCUUAGAGGAUGUCAGCGGUCAAAGCUCCAUCAUAGAAGCAGUGGAUAAACCAUCUGAGUCUGCUGUUAAGGGGCCUAGUUGGAGGGAUCUUCUUGAACCAGGAGUCAAACACGCACUCAUUGUCGGAAUACUAAUUCAAAUACUUCAGCAGUUUUCAGGCAUAAAUGGGGUACUCUACUAUACUCCACAAAUUCUUGAACAAGCGGGUGUAGGAGUUCUUCUAUCAAACAUGGGCAUUGGUUCAGAUUCUUCAUCUUUCCUUAUAAGUGGUGUUACAACCUUGUUGAUGCUUCCAAGCAUAGGCGUUGCUAUGAAGUUGAUGGAUGUUGCAGGCAGGAGGUUGCUUCUGCUGAGUACAUUGCCCUUCUUGUUAUUGUCUCUGGUCAUUCUAGUCCUAGGCAAUGUUAUUAACUUGGGAAAUACUGCCCAUGCUGUUGUCUCCACGAUCAGUGUUGUGGUUUAUUUCUGCUGCUUUGUCAUGGGCUUUGGUCCAGUUCCAAACAUCCUCUGUGCAGAGAUCUUUCCUACCCGAACCCGUGGCCUUUGCAUAGCUAUAUGUGCUCUUGUAUUUUGGAUUUGCGACAUUAUUGUCACCUACAGUCUACCUGUAAUGCUCUCCUCCAUCGGCCUUGCUGGUGUUUUUGGCAUCUAUGCUGUUGUCUGUGCCAUAUCAUGGGUUUUCGUCUUCUUAAAGGUUCCUGAAACAAAGGGCAUGCCCCUUGAAGUCAUUACUGAGUUUUUUGCUGUUGGUGCAAAGCAAGUUGCAGCAAAAGAACAAUAGGAUGGAUACCAAGGGCUUUGAAGGUUCAUGUGGUUAUCAUUUUUUGGAAUAUAAGGUGCUUAGAAUGUGAGCUAAGAGUUAUGACAUUGUUGGAUAGUUCUCCAGGCCAGUACCUGAGAAUGUUGGUGACAGUCUGCAGGAGAAAAGAGAUGAUCACAGGCAAGAUUGAGAUCCAGAUAUGACAAAUUUCUUUAGCCGUUGCCUCGUUCAUUUGCAUAUUCUUAGGUAUACCCGCUACUUUUUCGAGUUAAAUUCAGAAUGCCGAGAUAUCCUACAUUGAUAGGAGUUAAUAGACAUUUCACACCCCCUUUAUUUGUUCGUUUUGGUUUUCUAAACUAGUUGGGAAAUAUUCACAAAAAGCUUGAGGCCAAUGAUUAGAGCGCACUGUUGCACUU